Molecule: messenger RNA, 1306 nt
Organism: Cottoperca gobio
Lineage: Eukaryota; Metazoa; Chordata; Actinopteri; Perciformes; Bovichtidae
Product: cyclic AMP-dependent transcription factor ATF-1-like
Exons: 3
Coding region: 88-405 (105 amino acids)
Biological process (GO): regulation of transcription by RNA polymerase II
Cellular component (GO): nucleus; transcription regulator complex
Molecular function (GO): RNA polymerase II cis-regulatory region sequence-specific DNA binding; DNA-binding transcription factor activity, RNA polymerase II-specific
Source: RefSeq, a predicted model, not a curated record
CUCGCUGUUGGCUGUGGUAACAUUUCAGUCAGAGGGAAGACUCUGAAGGAGACUGUUUCUCUGGGAAAACCUGCGAGUAGAUACAUUAUGGCUGUAACUGGGGAUGAGACAGAAACAGGCACCUCAGGUGACUUGACUGCCUGCCAGCUGCAUAACACCAGCUCCAGCCUUCCACAGGGGGUGGCAGCCACCAGCACGCAUAGUUUCCUGAAACCUGUGGACCCCUUACAAAAGAGGGAGCACCGCUUGAUGAGGAACAGGGAAGCUGCCCGGGAGUGUCGACGAAAGAAGAAGGAAUAUGUCAAAUGCCUCGAAAAUCGCGUGGCCGUGCUCGAGAAUCAAAACAAGACUCUGAUUGAGGAGCUUAGAGCCUUAAAAGACAUUUACCGACACAAAGUCGAGUGAUUCUUUUGAUUGUGUGGAAUGUGUUUUGUCUGCUUCUGUGGGGUGUCUUGAGAACUCUGGUUUUACUCACACACAUACACAAAACUCUCCUUGUCCUGGCUAUAAAAUGUGUUUACGCGAUGAUGUCAAUGUUUCUGGCUCUGAAUGAUCUAAUGCGCCACCACCAGCAAAAACAAGAACCUUAUUUCAGGUCAGGGUUAUUAUCGGUGAGUAUUACGAGGCGCUUAUGUCCCUUUGAACAGGAAUGCUGCCAAGAGAUACAGAAGGAGAAGGAUGGAAGAUGUUCACAAACUGCUCAAUCGUCACGACUUACUGGAGCAGGAGAACGAGAAGCUGAAGGCCGAGCUGCAGUGCCUGAAGAGACUGAACAUCCAAAGAAGCUGCCUUUAUCUGCCACCACAGCCUUCUCAGCCACCACCUUAACUGCACUGCAUUUUACAUUCCUUUAUGAUGACAUUUAAAAAAAAAAACAUUUGUUUCUAUUAAAAUACUAUAACAAAAUUGAGUUUGUGAUGGUCUGUUUUGCUAUGGCCAAAUGUUUAAAGGGAAUCGGGUCAUCAGAGCUUCACGUCGCAAUGUUUGUCUUUCAUGUUAUUCCACUUCAGAACUCCUGAUGCAAGCGUACUACCAGGAAUAAACACCCAUCACCCAUCUCCCGCGGUAUUUGUACAAAAAGAAAAGGAAAAGGAGUGAAUAUUUAGUUAACAAAUACAUACGUUUGUGAAAUUGUAUUGAUUUACUGUUUUAACUUAACUGUUUUGUGCAUAAUCUCAGUAUACAUGGCUGAAUUCAGAAGUUAUUUAUGUAACAUUUAACAUUUUAAAUGUUAUGAUUACACCAUAAUUAGAGGUCUUAUGACAUUUAUUUUUAUGUAUUUUCUUUAAUAAAGUUCUUGCUCAAU